Molecule: messenger RNA, 1725 nt
Organism: Scatophagus argus
Lineage: Eukaryota; Metazoa; Chordata; Actinopteri; Scatophagidae
Exons: 9
Coding region: 143-1486 (447 amino acids)
Biological process (GO): proton motive force-driven ATP synthesis
Molecular function (GO): proton transmembrane transporter activity
Source: RefSeq, a predicted model, not a curated record
AGGCAGUGCAGACUGACUGAUGCGGGGCUGUUUGUCACGCAGGGGGCGGAAACUGUCACGUCCACGCGUUACAUAAAAGGUGAAAGACUCGGGCUGAGCUGUGACCACCACAGAAGAAGCUCACUUCGUCUCCACACGAAAGAUGGCGGCUUCCCUGCUGAGGAUUGGACGGCUCGGUUGUGUCAAGUGUCUGCAGGCUGGCAGUUGGAGCACUGUGAGCAGAGCGCCAGCAGCUGCCGCCCUCAGCACAAAGUCCGGGGGAUCCAAGAAGUCUUCGAAAAAGGACAGAGCAGAAAAGCACCAGGCUAAAACGUACUUCGAUAUAGAGAAACUUGUCCAGCACAAGCAAUAUGAGCUCCCCAAGAAGGAAGUUUCUCCAGCAGCAGUCGCUGCAGCAGCAGAAGCUGCAGCUAAACCAGUUGCAGAGCCCACACCCUCUGCUUCUGCACCUGAGGCUGUAGCGGUCCCCCCAGCGGUUGAAGCCACCCCGACUUCUGAACCCGCUUCAUCAGCUGACGCCACACCUGCUGUUGAAGCGGUCUCUGAAUCUGCUGUUGAAGCUGCACCGGUGGUUGAGGCUGUCACCGAGGUUGUAGCUGAAGUGGUUGCUGAGGCAGUACCAGCGGUUGAGGUUGUUGCAGAAGCUGCAGCAUCUAUAGCUGAAGCCGCUGCCCAAGUGAGUGAAGCUCCUGCUGAAGCUGCUGCAGCCCCAGAUCCUGCAGCUGAAGCCUCUGCUGUUGAAGCUGCCCCAGCCCCUGAAGCUGCUCCAGCAGAACCUCCUGUUGAAGCAGCUGCUGAGGCCACACCUGUUGCUGAAGUUCCUGUUGAGGCUGCUCCUGAAGCCCCUGCUGCAGAAGCUGCACCAGUUGUGGAAGCUGUCCCUGAAGUUGUCUCUGCUGAAGCUCUUCCAGAAGCGACUCCAGAGCCCGUGGCCGAAGCUGCCCCUGUAGAAGCUGAAACUGCCCCCGCAGAAGCCGAAGCUGCCCCUGCAGAAGUGACUCCAGAGCCCGUGGCCGAAGCUGCCCCUGCAGAAGCUGAAACUGCCCCCGCAGAAGCCGAAGCUGCCCCCGCAGAAGCGACUCCAGAGCCCGUGGCUGAAGCUGCCCCCGCAGAAGCGACUCCAGAGCCCGUGGCUGAAGCUGCCCCCGCAGAAGUGGCUGCGGAGGGUAUCGAGGAGCUGGUGGAUCCCGCUCCAGUCGUAGCUGAAGCUGCAGGAGAGGAGCUGCAGGCAGAGGCCCCAGCUGAACCCGUUGAAGCACCUGAGGUUCAAUUGGACCCAAUUCAGAAGCUCUUUGUGGACUCCAUACGACAGUACUCCACCAGAAGCCAGGCUACUGGAGGGCUAGUCGAUGCAGGGUCAGAGUAUGAAAAGGCCUUGGCAGACGAGAUAUCAAAGCUUCAGAGACUCUAUGGCGGAGGAGACCUCACAUCUUUCCCAGAGUUCAAAUUCACAGAGCCCACGCUGGAUGAAGUUUCCCAGAAGUGAACAUGAGCGCUUUGCUGUUGGAGUUUUUGUCACCUUUUUCCUGAACACCUGUGCUCUGUGGCGUGAGCAGCCUGCUCAGCGUCAGAGUUACGAACUGACCCUUUAGCUUCGUGUGUGACAGUAGAGCCUGUUUACCUGAAUGAUGUGCUUUUUUCUGGGCAGACGCUGUGAAAUAAGCUUCAUGUAGAUGAUAGCUGGGCUGAAUGUAGAAGAAGAAAAACAAUAAAGGCCAGUUCAUA